CAUUAAACAAAUUUACAGGUAAACAACUAGUGUCCUGAAAUGCCCUUCAGGUUUAGAUAUCGGAGGUGUAUUUACUUAUUAUUGGGCCUCCUCACUGCAGUAAGUGUAAUAGUGUACAACAAGAAAUUAUAUGCUAAGGAAAUUUGGACUAAUGAAAAUACCACCACGAAUGCAAUUAAAAAACAUACCGCCCCUUCUGCUGUAAUACUGCUAACACAGCGUCGAUCUGGAUCAAGUAUUGUUGGUGAAUUGUUCAACCAGUAUGUGAACGUGAGCUACUUUUACGAACCCCUUUUUCCAUUCGACGACACCUGUGAAAGGUCUUUACAAAAUCAGACCCUAAAAACGAUUCAGCACAUAGCGGGCUGUAAGCUGACACAUUUGCCAAAGUUGUAUGGUGAAGCAUUCAAUGUUACCAACCGCGACGAUAAAUAUUCAAGGUGCAAAGAGUAUAGUGUAUGCUUCGCAGGCUAUACAAGAAGCAAAUACAGCGCAUACCUCACACGCGAUGCUCAAAUUUGCCACACCACGGAAGCCCAUCAACAAUGUCCUGCACCGAUUGACUUGGACCGUUUAUCUUCCCAUUGCCGUAGUAGCAUCAUGGUUGCUAUGAAAGUCAUAUACCUGUGCAGGCUUGAAUGGAUCACUCCGCUGCUAUUAAGUAAGCAAAGCAUUGUGAAGAUUGUACAUCUUGUAAGGGAUCCUAGGGCAAUCAUUAAUUCCAGGAUACCUCAGAGAGAAACAAACUCUGCGGUAAACAAAGCAAGAUUCGGAGUCAUAAGGUUCUAUGCCCACCAAAUAUGUGACCAACUGUCAAGUAAUGUCGGCUACGCAGAUACGGUUGUUGGUAGCAUUGUACCAAGGAAAAGUUAUCUGCGAAUUCGACAUGAGGACUUUGCUUUAGAGCCAAUACAAGUUUCUGAGAACAUUUACAAGUUUUUGUCACUUCCUUUUCGAGAAGGCAUGAGAAGGUGGGUUCUAGAUGCAACUACUUCCAAUACACAGACGUCAGAACUGAAAACCGGUGACCAAGGUACAAAAAGAAACUCAAAAGAAAUCGUUUCUGCAUGGAGAGGAAAGUUAUCAUUCGAAGAGGUAGAUGUAAUACAAGAAAUAUGCAAAGAUUCUUUAAAUAAACUUGGUUACAAAAUAUUUAACACAGAAAAGGAAUUACAGAAUGUACAAGAACUUCAUUUCAAACCCAAAGUUUAAAGAGUCAAAACUGUGUAUAAAACUGUUUAACCUUUUAUUUUUAGCCAAAAGCCAACUUUGAAACACAAAAGUGUUUUUCAGUGAAUUACUAGAAUUUACAAUCCAAUAAAUUUUAACGUUUUUAAAUUAUUGUGUGUAUUUUCGUCUAUUUUUAUACUGACUGCUAGGUAGUUUAUCAUCAUUCACCUACCACCUUUUUCUAAAUGGUAUAAAACGUAACCUACGUCCGGGAGAUGGGGCUAAAGAGUAGCGAGUUUAUACUGAUUUGUUUUGCCUGGUAAGUCAUAAAGGCACAUCUCCGUUGCUAUAAACAAAACCAUAACCACCACCGUCUUAUUGGCAAAAUUUGUCGUUUAACUUUGAUUUUAUAUUUUACGUUUUAUACUAAAUUGUGUACAACUAUACUACGGAUAGAAAAUAAUGAAAUCGUGAUAUAGGGCAACAAAGCCCAUAAAACAUUUAAAAUAUAACAUGAACCUCAAAA
Ciona intestinalis (vase tunicate) is the source of this 1696-nucleotide messenger RNA. The record is from RefSeq and is a predicted model, not a curated record. NCBI's taxonomy places the organism in Eukaryota, Metazoa, Chordata, Ascidiacea, Phlebobranchia, Cionidae.